AUGGGCAUUGGAAGCCCUUUAGCAGGGACUAGAAAUAUUUGGCCUCCUGUAUCUUUCGAGGGUGGUGAACCCAUUGAUGAGAUCAAAGAUUUGCCUGUGUUAAUUCAGCUUCGACUUCUAGAUCAGAAAGAUCCAAGUACUAAGCUUUGGUGUGCAACUGGAGUGUGUCCUGUGGACCCUGCAAGCAAAAUAAAAAAAAGUGAAAGUUUUCCCAGCUUAGUAUGGAUCUGUUCGGGUACCCAUUCAGUCAGUGAAAUCAUGGUCAUUAAUGCCAGCUCUGCAAACCAUGUUAUGGAUCAGUUUGUGAUUGCAAAUGCCCAUGUUCUUUGUGUCACAAGUGUUCCCGCUUUCAAUCUGGAUUCCUUAGAAGCGCAAGAAUCUGAAGAUGAAGAGAGCAUUGACUACAACAUGAAAGGUGCCACUGUCUGGCUAGGGGCACAGGAAGGCAGUUUAUUUGUGCAUUCAGCAUUUACCAGUUGGAGAAAUUGCUUACAGAAGAUUCAGCUAAAGGAUUCCAUUCAUAGUAUUACGCAUGUCAACGAUCGUGUCAUUGCUACAAUGGGUGAUGGCACACUUGCAAUUUUCAGUAGAAAAACUGAUAGGAACUGGGACCUAGAGAAUCCAAAAGUUGUUGACCUUGGGAGACCUCAACAAACCAUCCGUUGCUCUGUAGCUGUUCUAAAUGAAGUGUGGUGUGGUUACAGGAAUAGGAUAUAUGUUGUAGAGCCUCGGACUGCCAAAAUCAAAAAAUGGUUUGAAACAACAACUCGCCCAGAAAGCCAAGUGCGACACCUGGCAACAGCUGGAGAAGGUGUGUGGGUUUCUGUUCGCCUAGAUUCUACCCUGCGCUUGUUCCAUGCAGAGACUGGACAGCUUCUGCAAGAAGUAGAAUUGGAUCCCUUCAUUCAGAAGAUGUUUGGGUUCGUGAACUUGGGCUUCUUCAUGACAAAAGUUUCUUCCAUGGCAGUGUUUUGCAACCGUUUGUGGGUUGGAACAGCAAGUGGCCUAAUUCUUUCUUUCCCAUUUUCUAGUGGAUUAUGCAGUGAAAGUACUGCGAAAGAAUCUGAACCUGAGAGAGGUCCAUAUUGCUCAUUGGAGCAUGCACAAGUCUCUUUUCAUGGUCACAGAGAUGCUGUAAAGUUUUUUGCAUGUGUUCCAGCUUGCAUCAACACAUCUUCACUGGGAGGAGAAGGUAAAAACACAGGAAACUUCAAUAUGUUGGUGAUGAGUGGAGGAGAAGGAUACAUUAACUUCAGGAUAGGAGAUGAAACUGGAGAUACAUGUGAAGAUUAUGGAGAACUUCUCAUGGCAAACCCAAGGAGCAGGAAAUCUGAACGAAGUCAUCUCAUAGUAUGGCAGUUGCAGAUCUGAAAAUAGAAGAUCAUCUCAUCAUUGGUGUUGGGGCAUUUUCUAGAUGAAAUUACUGUAAUUCUCUAUUGAUUUCUCCAAAGCUGACAGAAUGUACAAUAGUUGUGUGUGUCUUCUGGGGGUAUAUUUUUCAAUUCCGCUCAGUAUUUAAUCUUACAGCAAUAUGAACAGUUUGGAGCUGUGGACUACGUUCAAGCUGAGUGUUUAUAAAUCAACUUCUAAUUGUAUCUAUCCUGGUGGCACUGGAAAUUUUCAUGCACAGGAAGGAAUUCUUCAGUGUUAACAUUUUUUAUGCGUUUUUUUGCGGGUUUUGAAAUAGUGUUCUCAUUUAGCUCUCAGGUUGCUAAGCACAGGGAUGGUUUCUUCGAUUGUGUGAUGCCACAGUGCAUCAAAUGUAUCAGUUGUCCAACUGACUAAAACACUGGUAUUAUGAUUCUGCAGAUAUAUUCUUUAGAACAAACGGACAUAUUACAAUUAAUUUAUUUUGUACAUAAUCUAGGUGGAUUAUGUGCUCUUUGUUGAAGGGGAACUCUAAGCACCAUUUUACUGUAUUCCAUUGUAAUGUUUGUCAAACAGUUUAUGAGCAGUUUUACUAAAACCUGAGGUCCCUAAGGGGCUCUAUACCUUGCCCCCUUGUUGCCUAUUGUUUAAUGCUAAACUGGGUACUCUCAAUUGAACUGUUAUGCAAAAAUGGACAACAUGUAUAUGUAUUGCUAGAAGUGGAACUGACUCAUUUGCAAAAGGCAAGCAGGGUGCCUCGUGAAUCCCUAGUUUUUGAUAAAUCUCCAAACCACUCCAAAAAAAAAAAGUUUGAUUGAGAACCGGGGAACAGCUCUAACAGCAUUAUAGUCACUACAAUCUUAUGUAGUAAUUAUGGUGCUUAGACUGACCCUCUGCAUGUUUGUACUUGGAAAGCUUACCUUGGCAGUGAUAGUGCUGGUGAAAAUGUAAUCCAACUAUCUGGUACUGAAUGUUUAAUAACUAAACUGUUUACAGAUAAAAAAAGGGGAAAUAUAAGAUUGUAUUUCAACUCAGUGCUCACUUAUUUUGCCUUUGCAUCUACCAGCACAGUAAAUAGCAACUAUUUACUUAAAUAUAGCCAAUGUGAAAAUGAAAUCACUUUAAAAUGAAAUGUAUUUCACUGUAUCUUAUUUUUUCAUCAUAAAUGUAAAAUAAAGUUAAAUCAGUUCAAGGUGUAUUGUUUGAAGGUGCGUAAACAUUAUAUACAUUUAAAGCAAUGUAUAAUGGACACAGGGAGAGACACGUAUUUAUCUCCUGCAAAAAUUAGUCCAAGCAACUGUGGGGAUGUUUGUUUUGUUUUUUAAAUGUGUACCUUUGGGUAUUUUUCAUACAGGUUCAAAGCUUUAAUACAUUUUCUUGUUAAUUUUAAUUAUUGGUUCUGUUUUACGUGUUG
Molecule: messenger RNA, 2782 nt
Organism: Pelobates fuscus (common spadefoot toad)
Lineage: Eukaryota; Metazoa; Chordata; Amphibia; Anura; Pelobatidae
Product: C-Jun-amino-terminal kinase-interacting protein 4-like
Exons: 13
Coding region: 1-1371 (456 amino acids)
Biological process (GO): vesicle-mediated transport
Cellular component (GO): cytoplasm
Molecular function (GO): MAP kinase scaffold activity; kinesin binding; JUN kinase binding
Source: RefSeq, a predicted model, not a curated record